AUGGUGCUGCGGUCUGGUGAUACACGACUAGGCGUCAUCGCAGACCCGAACAAGUGGAUGUGGGUCGUGGAAAAGUUCCAGAAGCAGCAUAGAAUGCCCCUAGCCGUGAAGUAUAAAUUUCACCGACGAUAUACAAUCGCCAUCGAGCGCUCGGACUACGCUCUUGGCCCGUUCCCAGCCAAGCAAAUCCCUCUUACAGAAUACAAUCAUGUCAGCCUAAUACGCUCUCCCCCAGUCUAUCCGCUCGCCACGUAUCCACGCGUCAUGAUAAAAUUUGUUUCAAGAUUGCCGGAUCCUUCAUCGUUGUCAUCUUGCGUUCGUACGAAUAAGAUUCUCUCAAUCUCCGAUCUUCCCUCGGGCUAUAUACGGUCUCCAGGUGACUUAUGGGUUCAUCAAAUCUAG
Molecule: messenger RNA, 402 nt
Organism: Bipolaris maydis ATCC 48331
Lineage: Eukaryota; Fungi; Ascomycota; Dothideomycetes; Pleosporales; Pleosporaceae
Source: RefSeq, a predicted model, not a curated record